Molecule: messenger RNA, 1966 nt
Organism: Exophiala xenobiotica
Lineage: Eukaryota; Fungi; Ascomycota; Eurotiomycetes; Chaetothyriales; Herpotrichiellaceae
Exons: 1
Coding region: 875-1459 (194 amino acids)
Source: RefSeq, a predicted model, not a curated record
CCCCCAAUUGAUGGCCUCGUACUGUGAGUCGCACACGUCCUCGAUCAUACGUGCUUUCGCACGUCCUGUGGCAUUGGCAGCACGGAGGGGCAGUUUGGGGUAUUUAUCCUCGAUGUACUCGAGGAUGAUGGUUGAGUCGAAGAUCUUCAGGUCACCGUCGACCAACGUGGGAACUUCAAGCCGAUGGUUAUCUUGGACGAACUUCGGAUCGAGAAUUGUUAGGUUACCGCUGCCCCCUCCCUUCGGUGUCUCAUGCUCGAAUGGGAUGUUCUUCUCACGCAGGGCGAGACGAAUCUUCUGGGAAAAGGGGCUCACAGGGUGGUCCCAGAGGAAGAGUUCUGCCAUCUUUAUUUCCGGAGUGGUAACGUUUUGCGUAUGAUUCAGGUGAUUGUUCGUGCCUUUGAAAACUGGCAUACCAGGCUUUCUCGGAGAGUUAGAAGUUGGCUGAUACAGGCCAUCAUAGUAUGAGGGCAAGAGCAGACGAGAAAUCCUGCGCGGUCUGCGGCGUCGAGAGUCUCGCCCGGCAUAUCAUGAUUUACUCUAGAGACACGGAAAAGUGAUCGACAUGGCGAAUUUCCCGCCCCUUUCACCUCUUCGGGAUUUCUGAAGCUGGAGGUUCUGUUUCGGCGUCUCGACACUCGGCAGCUUUGCUGCCAGUUCGGCACAGGCCAAGUCGUUACUUAUAAACAACGCAGCCGAGCCCUGUACUUGUGUUUGGAACUGAGUUAUUUCAGAUCUCAAAUCUGCCCUGGUUCGACUUCUAACUCACCGUGAACUUUGGCAACAAGCAGAGUCAACUUCAGUUUUUUCACUUUACGCCUUAUUAGCUUCGGACACUCUGCCUUUGUUAUAUUCAUCGCCACAGCAAGGCAAGAUGGGCAGCAUUGCAAUCGACACCAACCCAAAGUCACCAUUUCCCGAUCCGACCGUCAUAGUUACCUCACACAAUUCCGCAGGCAAAGCCUUCAUUCGAAGCUCGACGGUCGAGGAAUCUAAACCAUACAGCGGGAUGAGAGUAAGCCACAGUCUUCUCUACACGACUUCAGAAUUUCCACCCGACCUCAACAGCGAAAAGGACAUCAAAUUGCACGAAGAAAUAAAGGCUGCCGGCAAAUUGAACAUUGUCAACCCGAACGGCACUGUCAUCCGCCUUGUCAAUUUCGCGCCCCACAACAAGUCCAUGAUGCACCGCACACAGAGUCUGGAUUAUGGUGUUGUGAUGGAAGGAGAGAUAAUCAUGGAGUUGGACGAUGGGAGUAAGACGCUCAUGCGCAAGGGCGAUAUUGCUGUCCAGCGUGCCACGAUGCAUACGUGGAAGAAUGCCAGUGAAACUGAGUGGGCUAGGAUGCUGUUUGUCCUGCAGGACUGCAAGCCGCUUUUAGUCGGUGGUCAACGGCUCCAAGAAGACCUGGGUCAUGUUGGAUAUACCAUCUUCCCAAGCAGCCGCAACGACGACUAGAUCUAUGAACCGGUACCUGUGAAGACAGAAAUCAUCAGUGCAAGACUUGACAUGGCCAGCCCAUUUGUGGAGGCGGUAGAUUCCUCUUAUGUGAUGCUUAGAUGUUUGCGGAUAUUGAUACUCUUGGCCUCUGUCGUGGAGGAAGGCGCUGAUGAGGGUUUGGCACUGUUUCCCGGAGAGAGCUGUGGUCACAGACCUCUGGAUUUAUUUUUCAUCACCAACUCAGCAUCGCUUCUUCGAGGCAUCAUCCCACUGUUCCCCUUCGUUGAUUUAUGGCUUCCAGACUUAGCCAAGUCUAGAUGUGCCCGCUCGGAAUUUUCGGUGACAGCCGCUUGAACUUCGAGAUGCUUACUGUGCCAAAGAGACGGGAUACUGAGCUCAGCACGGCAAACCCGGACUUCCAAAUCUCACCCUCGAAGCUCGAAAGGAUUACGCGUUACAAUCCACGCUUCUGGUUUUCCGUGUCUCCACCUUCUUGGGGAAUGUCAGAUGGAGAUACGAUCGUGG